Molecule: messenger RNA, 1125 nt
Organism: Rhizophagus irregularis DAOM 181602=DAOM 197198
Lineage: Eukaryota; Fungi; Glomeromycota; Glomeromycetes; Glomerales; Glomeraceae
Source: RefSeq, a predicted model, not a curated record
UUUUAAAAAAAUUUUUUUAUCAUGAAAACAGAAGAAUUUUCUUUUAUUAGUAAAGAUACUUUUAAUAAAUUUAUUGAUAAAUUUAUACAAAACAGUAAAUCUAAAACAUCCGAAAAGCAAUUUAUAAAUAGACGCCUUUAUGAUGAAAUAAAAAAGUUCUUUUAGAUCCUGUUUCUACAUUAUGGAAUGCAGACUUUCGUUAUUGGUGUAGAAAGAAUUUCAUUUUAUUAAAUACUGGAGGUGAUUCUAUUGUAUGUAAAAAUAAUAAUAAAAGAACAAAAGCAGCUUUAGAUAAAGAAGGUAAAUCUGCUUAUUUUUUACCAAUAUUAGUCUUAGAAGAAAUGUAUAAAACAAUUUGUUUGGAACAUGUACAAAAUGUUCAUUGUGGACAAAAAAAUUUGUAUAAAAAAUUAAGAAGCAAAUGGUAUGGGGUAAAAAAGAAAAUUAUAGAGGAGUUUGUGAAUCAUUGUGAAUUAUGUGUACCACGCAGAACUAUGUCCAAAUCCACCUUAGCAGCAAGACCUAUAGUUGCAAAAAGAUUUCUUUCGAGAGUACAGAUGCUAAUAAUUUUAAUGAAAAUUCUGAUGAUUUUAACGAAGAUUCUAAUAAUCUUACUGAAGAUUCUGAUGAUUUUAACGAAGAUUCUGAUGAUUUUGAUGAAAAUUCUGAAGAUUUUAGCGAUCUUAAUAGCAAUUUUAACAAAAAUAAAAAUAUUAAGAAGCAACCUAAACCUAAGCGAGUAUCUAAUGUUGAUUCAAGUACAUUAUUUCAAUUAAAACCUCCACAAAUUAAUAAUAUCACUUGGGAAGAAAUUAAUGCAUCAUGGGAAGGUAUGUUUGUAUAUAUUAAUAAAUUAAGAUUAGGCGUAAUGAAAAGAGACAUCUUAGCAUUUUUACGUGAUUUAAAAGUAAUGCGCGAAACAAACUCAUUUGAUAAUAUUUUAUUAAAUAUUUGGGAAAAAAAAUUCAACAAGUGGCUUUAUGAACUAGAUAAUUCUGAAACAAUGAAGCUUCAACAUCUUCAACAUCACAUAAAGAAACUAUAUCAUCUCAUGAUUAUAUUCGCGAUGAUGCAAAAAUGAAUAACUAAAAAUAUAGAGAUGAUAUGAAAAUAUUAAUGGAGAAA